This is a messenger RNA of Electrophorus electricus (electric eel), 2932 nucleotides long. It is a transcript of the gene afg3l1, whose product is annotated as AFG3-like AAA ATPase 1. Gene Ontology annotation, biological process: mitochondrial protein processing. The record is from RefSeq and is a predicted model, not a curated record. Gene Ontology annotation, molecular function: metalloendopeptidase activity; ATP hydrolysis activity; ATP-dependent peptidase activity. Gene Ontology annotation, cellular component: m-AAA complex; membrane. Lineage: Eukaryota; Metazoa; Chordata; Actinopteri; Gymnotiformes; Gymnotidae.
CAGAGCAGCUAGCGAGCAUGCUAGCUAGUUAUAUACAUGAAUAAAAAAUAUAGAGGGACAUCACGAGAAGGGGGGGGGGAAACAUUAAUUUUGUUUGGGAGCAGGACGGCAGCGGCGGUAGAAUGGCUUUAGUGCGGUUACUCUCGGCUUCUGUUUCGUCUUUACGGUUGGUAGCGAGGACUUUACAGCGCCCUUCGCUGAGUGCUGCCGUCGGGAAAGUUUCAUCACCCGGACUGAGGGGAUCCCAUCACUGGGUCGUUGCACCGAACCACCUUAAAGCGCUGUCAUCUAUAAGGAAAUUGUCUCCAUCCAUAAUUUACACAAGCGAAACCUCCAGAGAUGGUAAACCAAGUGGGCCGGAGCGUCGGUCAAGAGGAGGAGGAGAUGAAGGAAGGAAGAGUGACUGGAAGAGUCGUUUAGUGCAGGGGGAUUUUCCAUGGGAUGACAAAGAUUUUCGCUACAUAGCAAUCACAGUAGGAGGAGUUGCAUCAGUCCUGCUCUACUUGUACUUCCGUGAUCCAGGUGUAGAGAUCACUUGGAAAGACUUUGUCCAUCGCUACCUGGGCAGAGGAGUAGUUGACCGCUUGGAAGUUGUGAACAAGCAAUUUGUCAGGGUCAUCCUAGUCCCAGGGGCAGACAUUUCAAAUGGUAGCUAUGUGUGGUUUAACAUUGGCAGUGUAGAUGCGUUUGAGAGGAAUCUGGAAGCUGCCCACUGGGAGUUUGGUCUGGAGCCCUCCCACAGAACAGCCGUAGUGUACACCUCAGAGAAUGUUGGAUCUUUUCUUAUGAGUGUCAUUCCUACCUUGCUGCUGGUUGGCUUUUUGCUCUUCACGCUGAGGCGAGGCCCAAUGAGUGGAGGUGCAGGGGGUGGCAGGGGCUGGCCUUUCAGCAUGAGUGAAUCCCCUGCAAAGAUGAUGAAGGACAAUAUAGAUGUCAAGUUCAAAGAUGUAGCUGGAUGUGAAGAAGCAAAAGUGGAGAUCCUAGAGUUUGUCAAUUUUCUGAAGAACCCACAGCAGUACAAGGACCUGGGUGCUAAGAUCCCCAAGGGUGCUGUGCUCUCAGGCCCUCCAGGAACAGGAAAGACUCUGCUAGCAAAAGCCACUGCUGGAGAAGCCAAUGUUCCCUUCAUUACUGUCAAUGGCUCUGAGUUCCUUGAGAUGUUUGUGGGAGUAGGACCAGCCAGGGUGAGGGACAUGUUUGCCAUGGCUAGGAAGAAUGCCCCAUGCAUCCUUUUCAUCGAUGAGAUUGAUGCUGUUGGCAGGAAGAGGGGUGGAGGGAACUUUGGAGGUCAGAGUGAGCAGGAGAACACCCUGAACCAGCUGCUUGUGGAGAUGGAUGGGUUCAAUACCAGUACGAAUGUGGUGGUUUUGGCUGGCACAAACAGACCUGACAUUCUGGACCCUGCUCUCAUGCGACCUGGGAGAUUUGACAGACAGAUUUACAUAGGUCCUCCUGAUAUUAAGGGCAGAGCCUCCAUCUUUAAGGUUCACCUGAGGCCUCUGAAACUUGACCCGACUUUGAACAGAGAUGCUCUUGCUCGGAAAAUGGCAGCUUCCACCCCAGGUUUCACAGGAGCUGACAUAGCGAAUGUGUGUAAUGAGGCUGCUCUCAUUGCUGCCAGACAUCUUAGUGAGGCUGUCAAUGCCAAACACUUCGAACAGGCCAUUGACCGAGUGAUCGGAGGUUUAGAGAAGAAGACGCAGAUCUUGCAGCCCACCGAGAAGAAGACAGUGGCGUUCCAUGAGGCUGGCCAUGCAAUUGUGGGCUGGUUCCUCCAGCACGCCGACCCAUUACUCAAGGUGUCCAUCAUUCCACGCGGAAAGGGUUUAGGCUAUGCGCAGUACCUGCCUAAAGAGCAGUACCUCUACACACAGGAGCAGCUCUUUGACAGGAUGUGCAUGAUGCUGGGAGGCCGUGUGGCAGAGCAGGUCUUCUUUGGCAGAAUCACCACUGGAGCUCAGGACGACCUAAAGAAGGUCACCCAGUCUGCCUAUGCACAGAUAGUACAGUUUGGGAUGAGUGAAAAGGUGGGGCAGGUGUCAUUCGAUGUGGCGCGGCAGGGUCAGGUGGUCAUGGAGAAGCCCUACAGUGAGGCUACAGCAGAGCUUAUUGAUGAGGAGGUCAGAGAGCUGGUGGACGGCGCUUACCAAAGAACGCUGAAGCUCAUCAGAGAGAAACAUGACCUGGUUGAGAUGGUAGGAAGACGUCUCCUGCAAAAGGAGGUCCUGGACAAAGCCGACAUGUUGGAGUUGCUCGGCCCCAGGCCAUUCGAGGAGAAAUCAACCUAUGAACAGUUUGUAGAGGACACCGGCAGCUUUGAGGAAGAUACAAGCCUACCAGAGGGGCUGAAGGAUUGGAAUCAGGGGAAGGGACAGAACCAGGGAGAGGUGUCAGCAUCACAGAAGAAACAGGCAACCUAAAGUGAGAGAGACUGCAGAACACUGGCUGCAUGGUGCUCACCAUGUUGACUUCAGAGCCAGUGUGAUUGUAUUGGCUUUCUUUCUGUGUAGGGAAGAGGACUUCACUUUGUAGUUUGGCAGGACCAUAUUUCACUUUUGCCAGUAAUUAACAAGGGGCUAAAAACUAAAUUGGAAAUGCCUUAACUAUCAGCAAUAGAAAAAGGCCUAGUAAAUCAAAAAACCCUUUGAACUGAAAAACACUGAAGAUUGUAUAGCCUUUCACUUUUCAUUUCAGAUAGACAACCUCUAGUUUGUGGUACUUAUUUAAUUCCAAACUUCCAACAGUGACUUCAUGACCUGAAUUGUUGACAUUAUAGAUUUAUUUCCUCUUUAUGAGAGGGGAAGCGAGAAAAAAUGUUGCUGUAUAUUUGUACAGUUUGCUUUUGCAAGUAUUGAAGUGGUAUUUUCACAAAUUUGUAUAUGAUAAACAUUAUACUUAUUUAAUUAAAAUGGUUUUACCUCCAUAAAAUGAA